UCGUAUUAAACAAGCGCCUCGCUGAACGCGUUGUUUUGAGAGCUGAAUCGUUAAUGUUUUGAACAUUUGUUAUUUGCACAUUUGUAUUUCUGUAUGCUUGGGUAUGUUUGAUGCGUUGAUUUAGUCAUGUAUCGGCGGAACUGUAACAUAUUACUCAAUUAUAUUCACAAUUAGCCUACAUCAUGUCUGAUCCUUUACAACAUUAGCAACUAAAGAUGAUGGAGGAUUUCUCGGGCCUGGCUUUACCCCCUCUGUUUGGGGGUCACAUUCUGGAAGCUGAACUGGAGACGGGUGGGGUAGAGCUGGGCCCCAGUGGCAGUGAGCUCAUGGAUAAUGACGGGGCCCCGUCUGGACCUGGACAGGAUGGGGAGGAAGAGAGAAGUGAACUAGACAAACGAAAGUAUCAAGCUCUCAGCAAGAAGUGCAAAGAGAUAGAACAGGUGAAUGAGAAGAUUUUGGGUCGCCUUCACCAGGUCCAAAGACUGACUCGUCGACUGAGGAAAGAAAGGAGGUUUCUUCUGAAGACACUGGAUUCGUAUGGAGAUGAAUACAGGACAGCACAGCUCACCAUCCCACUAGAGGAUGAAAGGAAACCUGGUUUAGAUUGUAUUGUUGGUGGUGAUGAGGACAGCUCCUCCCCUACAUUUCCUCACCAAUCAGCAGGUGGUUCCAAGAAGAAGAAACACCGGCUUCCAAAGGACAAGACAGAAUCGGAUCACUCCAUCAAGGCUGAGGCUCAGUUCACAGGCUUUCCCAGUCCCAGUUCCCUUUCUCACUGAUCUCAGAGCAGUGCUGCAGGAUAGCCUACAGCCAAAGGACUGUCAAUACAAUGAUUUGACCUCUACACAUGGACGAUGUCGCUGUACUUUAGUUUGGUGGUGAAUGAGAAAUGUUUGUAUGUUUUUCUUUAUUAAAAUGAACCAUUU
Molecule: messenger RNA, 926 nt
Organism: Xyrauchen texanus (razorback sucker)
Lineage: Eukaryota; Metazoa; Chordata; Actinopteri; Cypriniformes; Catostomidae
Gene: tfpt
Product: TCF3 (E2A) fusion partner
Exons: 6
Coding region: 216-779 (187 amino acids)
Biological process (GO): apoptotic process; apoptotic signaling pathway; positive regulation of apoptotic process
Cellular component (GO): Ino80 complex
Molecular function (GO): DNA binding
Source: RefSeq, a predicted model, not a curated record